AGAGAGCGGCUGUGGUGGAGCUCGGCUGCCCACUCGAGCGGAACCACGACACUGUCUCUUCUAACUCCUUGCAGGAAAGGAAAAAAAAAAAAAAAAAAAAAGGAAUCUCCCCCAAAAGAGCAUUUUAACCUGCUGAGGGAGAUGAGUUUUGGCCUCAGCCUUGCACAUACUGUGGUAAAUUUUGGCAUAACAGGGGAAAGGAAUUUCUCUUCUCAUUUCACUGUGGUUUUGCUUUAAUAAAAGGAGUAUAGUUAGCUUUGCAUUGGUUUGCGCUGGCCAGAACUCACUGAUCCUGGUUUGUUUGUUCAUUCAUUGCAUCACUGUAAAGUAUGUGUUUUCUUUUUCAUUGUUCCCUGGCAUAUAUAUAUAUCUAUAUAAGCAUGUGUGUACAUAAAUAUAUGAACUCUGCAGGAAAUAUAUAUUGAAAUGGGAAUAUAAAUAUGUAUAUAUGUAAAACAAAGAAGUAUAUAGAAAAAAUAUGUAUAUGAAAUAAACAUUUAUGAAAAAUAUACAUGGAAAACAUGGUAGAUAUGGAAACAGGAAUAUAAAAAUAAUUGCACCACUCCCAAAGGAAGUCAUCAAAACCACUUCUCAACCAAAGCACCUUAGAAGUCCCAGCAGGGUAGGAUUGGUGACAGGAGCAUUAAAAAGCAAUUAAAUCGGGUGGGUUGCUCAGAACAAAGAUACGUCCUUGCUACCUGCUGUGUACCAGUGCUGCCCACUGCAGAGGUGAGGUCCCCACUGGCGAGGAGCAGAGGACGCCCACGGUGUGUGCAUCCCCUGCAGGAAGAAGCGGAAAGAGAACAACUGCCUUGCUCAGAAUUGGGUCUGUAGAGAUGGGUUUGGUUGUUCUCAGCCAUAUCUAUAUUAGAGAAAACAAGAAGAGGGAUUCUCUUGUAAGAGCUAUAGUGGCAAAAGGGGAGCACAGGGCACCUGAGUUUUUGGAAGGCUGUGAUGCCAGCUACCAGGUGAAUUAACAGUUAUACCACGUCUUUCUCUGCAGUGCUGGGGAGUUUCACCCUGAGUAAUCUGGGCUUUCUGUAGGAUUUCCUGCAGCAUUUUGACCCCUGUUCCUCUGUCAGGAACUGGGUACAUUGUCUGGCAUGCAGCUAAAUCCCAUGCACUUCUCGCACCUGGGCACAGAGUUUAUUUGAUUUUUCCACCUCAAGUCCCAGACAGGCUCACUAAUGCCCAUUUUACACUGAUUUACCCGCAUCGGUAUGGGAAAGCUGUACUGCAACAUCUGGUUGCAGGGACAGAAACUCUAUAAGCAGCAUGGUGAUUUCCAUAAUCCUAGACUAUACGAAGCUGAUGUGGGUAGGCUUACCCCCCAAGUUUUCUUUAAAACUGAUUCUUUUCUCAUUUUGCUUUAAAUAUAUGUUUAUGUAUGCUCCUGGAGUGUUGUUCUGUGUUUCCCAUUGAUUUCUGAGAAAAAGAGUCAGGAAGCAUUGGUAUAUUUAAUACAUUUAAUGUAAGCAUGAAUUUAAACAGACAUUUUCUUGUAUUUAAAACUCCUGAGUAUGAAUUUUAAAAUCAAAAAGCAUAGAGAAGGAAGUUAUAAAUGUGAAGAUUUGUUGUGCCACCUUUUUUUUUAAGAAUUUAUUUUCUCUCAAAUGAUGGCACAGCUCCACUUCCUUAUACUCCAGAAUAGCUUAACCCCAAAAUAAUAAAAAAUUGAAUAGUUAUGGAAGACUGAGGAUGAUUUUCAUCUUUCCUCUGUGCAACAAUGCAAGCAAAAGAAUCUUUAAGAACACUCCACCAAAAAGGCAUUCUGAAAGUUGGAGGCAUUAAAAAAAAGCAGCCACUGCAGAUGCCUGGGUCACCUUUUCAGCUGUGUUUUCCCCCUUUCUGUGCCGUGAUUCACUAUCAAAAGCAGCCUCACCUUGCAUGCAGAUCUCCAGGCUGCUGAUGUCAGGAAAUGCCCCCACUUUUCCCUUCCCUUCCCUUGUUGCACUGAAGUGUGAUCCGUAUUAUCACACCGAUCAUAUUACAUAUGAGCAUACAAUAGAUGAUAUAUAUAUAUAUAUAUAUGCAAAUGAAUGAAUAAAAAAAUUGAACACUUGGCAGAGUAACUGAUACUGAAAUAAAUUUCCAUUGUUUUGUCAAGUUGCUUUUUGAUGCACGUUGGUUGAAAAUCAAAUCUUUUAUAAUAGGAGCAAUAGCCAGUGUAGGUCUUUUUAGGCGCUGAGUCUGCCCUUUAAUUUAUAAUUUUCAUUGUAGCUUUGUGGAUAUAACUCACAGUGCUUCUGGUGGAAAUGGCCGAGGAGAAUCAAACCGGACAAGUUACAGAGCUGACUCUUGUGGGACUCACGGACAACCCCAGGCUGCAGGCACCUCUCUUCGUGCUGUUCCUCCUCAUUUAUGCCACCACGUUGGCAGGGAACCUGGGGAUGGUUGUGCUGAUCAGGAGCAGUGGCCAACUUCAGACGCCCAUGUACUUUUUCCUCAGCAGUUUGUCUCUCCUGGAUGCUUGCUACUCAACAGUGGUGGCACCAAGAACCUUAGUGAACUUUCUGACGGAGAGAAAAACCAUCUCCCUGGCUGGCUGUGCUGCCCAGAUGUUUUUUUUCAUAGGUUUUGGGACCACCGAGUGCUUCCUGCUGGCUGCCAUGGCAUACGACCGCUACGUGGCCAUCUGCAACCCUCUGCUUUACAUGGCCAUCAUGUCUCGACGGGUCUGCAUCCUGCUGGUGGCCGGCUCGUACAUCCUUGGGCUGCUGCACUCUCUGGUGCACACAGACUUCACCUUCAGAUUGUCUUUCUGCCAGCCGGCUGAGGUCAAUCAUUUCUACUGUGGUAUCAUGCCUGUUCUAGCACUGUCCUGCUCUGACACCCACAUCAACAGGUGCUUGAUAUUUGGUCUUGGAGGACUGGUUGAGAUGGUGACCAUCCUGGCCGUCCUGGUCUCCUAUGCCUUCAUCCUCUCUGCCAUCUCAAAGAUCAGCUCCCCUAAGGGCCAGCACAAAGCCUUUUCCACCUGCACCUCUCACCUGGCCGGAGUCACCAUCUUCCAUGGGUCUAUCCUCGCCCUGAACUUCCGACCAAGCUCCAGCAAUGUCCUGAACACUGACAAGAUCUUUUCUGUGUUUUACUCUCUGGUGGUGCCCAUGCUGAACCCUCUGAUCUACAGCCUCAGGAACAGGGACGUGAGGAAUGCCCUGAAGGAGUUCGUCAUGUGGAAGUAGCUCUGGCACAAUAUUGAUCUACUGGUUUUGUGAUAGAGGACUCCAUAACUUCACUUGAUGUCAAGACUUUCUGUUUCCCUGCCUUAUACUUGAGAAUGCCAGAUUUGGCUUUGAAUAUUUGCAAGGAAUCUGUUGUCCAGAGAGGUUGUGCAGGCUCCUCCUCGGAGCCUCCAGAAAACACCAGGAAACGAUCCUGGGCAACCUGCUCUGGGUGUCCCCCCUAGAUUUUUGCGCCAGGAACAUGAUUCCACAGAGCCUUCAAGCCUUUCUGUAGCUUUGAAGAAAAAGUCCUGGGGACCAGGACUGGGCAAGCGGGGCACAAGUGUGCUGGG
Anas platyrhynchos (mallard) is the source of this 3517-nucleotide messenger RNA. Lineage: Eukaryota; Metazoa; Chordata; Aves; Anseriformes; Anatidae. The record is from RefSeq and is a predicted model, not a curated record.